AUGUGCCGGUGGUUUGCUUAUGUCGGCCAUGAGGAGUGUCUUCUCGAGGAUGUGCUUAUCGAGCCCAAACAUGCUAUAACGUUCGUAUCCGAAGUUCGAUAUGCGCUCACGAGACUGAUUCGACGCCGCGCUGACAGGAAACAAGUCCUUGACCACUACCUUCCGGGUCUCAUCCACCACGAGCCCGGCGAAACGCAGAGCCAGGAGCAAGCCGAAGAAGCUGAGCUCAAAAUGCGAAACAUCAUGUACAACAUCGAUGGCUUCGGCGUUGCUUGGUACAGCGACACACGCUCCCAAUUUGAGAUUGGCGUCGAGGGCCCCCGUGCGGCAAUGUACAAGACCGUUGCUCCGAUUGUGACCGACACAACCUUCAACUUCAUCUGCCAGAACACGGCCAGCAAAUGCAUUCUCGCUCAUGUUCGCGCCGCGUCUGCGCCUCCCAUCGUGGAGACGAACAACCACCCGUUCAUCUUCGGACGACACUCGUUCAUGCACAAUGGAAGCGUCACAUUUUUUCCCCAGAUCCGUCACGGCCUUCUACAGCGGAUGAAGCCUGAAAUCGUCUCUCAGUUACAGGGAAACACUGACUCCGAGCACAUCGCCGGUCUUUACAUCUCUUACUUAGGCGAUACGAACGUUGCGCACACUAUCGACGAAAUGCGGAAGGCUCUCCUCGCUGCCAUCAAGACCGUGCUUGAGGUCCAGCAAACGGUCUUAACAUCCGAACAGUUGAAGGACAACGGCGGCGCGAGCUCCUUAAACCUUUGCACUUCGGACGGUCAAAAGAUGCUCGCGAUUCGUUUCAGGAACCAUCCUACCCAGCAGCCACCUUCACUGUACACAUCGACCACUGCGGGCAUUGCGCUCAACCGCAAGUAUCCCGGCUCAAGUACCGAUACGGACAAGGACGUCAAACCCGAUGACCGUUCCGCUCAGACCCAUGGGAAGCAUGUCAUUGUCGCGUCCGAGCCCACGACCUACCAGCAGUCUGCGUGGACGCUUAUGAAGAAGAAUGAGCUACUCAUGGUGGAUGAGAACAUCAAUGUGAAAACAGAGAUCGUCAAUACCUCCGUGUGA
Messenger RNA from Peniophora sp. CBMAI 1063, 1077 nucleotides. NCBI's taxonomy places the organism in Eukaryota, Fungi, Basidiomycota, Agaricomycetes, Russulales, Peniophoraceae. The record is from the annotation of a GenBank genome assembly.